AUGCCAUCGUCCACCGUGCAGAGGGCAGGAUCGAGGCGAGAUUAUUAACACCCUCAGCGUCAAUUGAUCCCUCCUUGUUAUCUUCCUUUCUCUUCCUUACCACAUCGUCCCCGUUCGCAGUUGUCGCCGACAAUGGCGACUCACGCAGCCAAGGACUCUGUGACCCCAACCCCACCGACCGUGGUCACCGUCACACCACCUGAACAGGUCGCGGAUCCCGCUGCAGUCGUGAACGGGAUCGUGAAGGACGCCGAAAAGGGUGCCGCCGUCUACACCUUUGAUCCAAAGUCAACACCAGAGCAGAAGGCUGCAGCACCCAAGAAACAAGCACAGGCGCAGGGAUUGAUCAAGAGCCCCAACGGGAAGGCGGCGGAGAUCCCUGCUGUUACUGCAAAGAGCGCAGCUGUGAGACCGACAAUUACGAUAGACGAUGUAGCCAAGACCAAUGAGCAAGACAAGACUGUCGUCGCCGCCGAACCGAAGGAGAUGCCCGGUGGGGUCGGCGACGUCUUCCAGAUCCCGGAAUGGUAUCGCGUCGGGUGGAGGCAGGGCGGCGGUAUCGACAGGCCGGGUGCACUCACAACCCAGGAUAUCCUGAAUGCCCCCCCGAAGCCCCCCAGCCUCCUCUCGCAGUACAUCCCCGAGGAGUUCUAUGGUGCAUGGUACUGGGAUGCAUCCGUCAUCGUUAUGGCCGUGGCUUUUACCCACCUGUUGACAAUAUUGCACCUCGGAUGGGGAUGGAUUUUCCUCCUCAUGGCCACCUGUGGAACCUACUACUCCGUGUCGAACGAACGCAUGCGCGGGCGUGCCCGAGAUGAUAUUCGUCGCGAGUUGGUCAAGAACCGCGCCCCGGUCGAGCCGGAGAGUGCCGAAUGGAUCAACUCGUUCCUCGAGCGGUUCUGGCUCAUCUACGAGAACGUGCUCAGUACCACGGUGGUUCAGUCAGUGGAGGCGCAACUCGCGGUGAACACGCCGCCCAUGGUCGAAUCAAUGCACUUGACCACGUUCAUCUUAGGUAAUAAGGCACCGCGCAUUGAUAUGGUCAAGACCUACCCGAAGACGGAGGACGACGUUGUGCUUAUGGAGUGGAAGUUGUCAUUCACACCAAAUGACGCCUCAAACACAUCACUCAGAAAAGCGGCGGAUCGCGUCAACCCAAAGAUCGUAUUCGAGAUCACUGUCGGCAAGUCUGUUGCGAAGGUCAAGCUCCCCAUCCUGUUGGAGAACUUCGAGUUCCGCGUACAUGUGCAGAUCAAGCUUGAUCUCAUGACUACGCCCCCUCAUGCGAAAAGGCUGGAGAUCAGCUUCCUCGAGAAGCCCUUCUUCGACUUUGAGCUGAAACCGAUCGGUGGGGAGACGUUUGGAUUUGACAUCGGCUUCAUCCCCGGUCUUCGCACUGGUAUUCGCGAUAUGGUUCACUCCAUCCUCGGUCCCAUGAUGUAUGCUCCCAACGCCUAUGUGCUGGAUCUUGCCCAGCUACUAUCGGGCGCUCCUCUCGAUACCGCCAUCGGUGUCCUACAAGUCCGCGUCGUCUCCGCGCGCGGUAUCAAGGGUGUCAAGGUCACUGGGGGCGCCCCAGAUCCCUACGUUUCCCUGUCCAUCAACGAGCGCGAGGAAUUGGCACGCACCAAGUACCAACCGGCUACAUAUAACCCAUACUGGGGCGAGAUCAAAUUCCUGCUGAUUAACUCGCUCAGGGAGCCACUCACACUCGGUGUCGUGGAUUAUAACGAACACAGGAAGGACAUGAACCUAGGAACCGUGACUUGGCCUAUGGAAUCGUUGCAGGAUGAUGUCGAACAGGAUGAGAUUGUGGGCAAGAUCAUGCGUGAUGGACAGGUAAGAGGCGAGCUGCAAUUCGACGUUUCCUUCUUCCCUGUCCUGAAGCCCCAGAAGGGGCCAGACGGGGAGCUAGAGCCUUUGCCCGACACAAAAACUGGUAUCCUUCGUGUUACGAUACAUCAGGCCAAAAAAUUGGACACCUCCAAAUCUGGUGGGCUUACUGUCCGCGAACUCAACCCCUAUGCAAAGCUGCUCCUCGGUGGCCAGGAAAUUUUCAGAACAAAGCUCGCCAAGGGCACCAAUAAUCCUGUGUGGGAGGCCCCUAAGGAGAUGCUUGUUCACGAUCGGCAUGCGCGGAACGCCUUGAUCGGUGUCGAAAUCAUUGACGACCGUGACAUCCUUUCUGACCCUGUCGUCGGUCGCCUCAGCAUCACCGUUGAUGACCUCUUGAAAGCGGGAGAAGCAGAGCGUGAUCGCUUCCCUCUGGUAAACUGCAAGACCGGCUGGUUACGCAUGAGCGCAGAAUGGAAACCGCUCAAUAUGGCUGGUAGCAUCGAAGGAGCAAGUGCUUACGUGCCUCCUAUUGGCGUCGUCAGACUAUGGAUUCAGAAGGCCAGUGAGGUACAGAACGUCGAGGCACUCAUGGGCGGCAAGAGCGACCCUUAUGUUCGGGUCAUGCUGAAUGGUGUGAUCAAGGUUCGCACCGAAGUCGUGAACAACAACCUCAAUCCCGAGUGGGACCAGAUCAUUUACGUCCCAGUGCAUCAACUGCGGGAGAGUCUGAUGCUGGAGCUUAUGGACUAUCAGAACUUGACCAAAGAUCGCUCUUUAGGUUCCGUUGAGCUCAAGAUUGCCGAUCUUGCUUCUGUGGGAGGCGAUUCUCGCAUCCCUUACAAGUCCAAGGGAAAACGUACAUUCGCAGAGCCGAUCCGCCUGGACAGAGGAAAGAGCGCGUUCAAGGGGAAGCUAUUUUAUGUAGCCGAAUUCCUGCCAGGCGUCCAUCUCAAAAACGCCACUUUCAAAGGCGAGAGCAAUGAGAUCCAGGAGAACAUUGCUCAGGCCAACGCUUCUCAGAAUGCAGACGGUGUUGUGGUGAAGACUCCUCGAAGUGCAGACACCGAUGGAAGUGAGCACAGUGGCUCCCCAGUGAAUCCCCCUGCUCCCACUGCCCAGAUCACCAUAACGCCAGCAACCCCUCAAGUCAAUUCCGAUAGUGCAGCUGUGAAGAGUCAUAAACGGGGACCUUCGAUUGACAGUGUCAGGUCAGAUGAUGACUCGCGUGUGGAUGAAGGGGUUGAGAUGACUUCCAAGGAGGUUCUUGAGAGCCAAUCUGGCAUCAUUGCGUUCGACGUCAUUUCCGGCCACCUUGCCAGGAAGAGUCGAUUGGAGAUUCUUUUAGAUGAGAGCUACUGGCCAGCAUUUGGGACCAUCCAACCUCGAAGCCCCCAUGCUAGGUGGGAACAAGCUGGCGAAGGCUUCGUCAAGGAGCUCGAUUUCAGUCAGCUGUGUCUCCGCCUCAAUCAGAACGACGAAGGAGACAAGGAAGAGAUUGUCGCCGAGCUGAAAAUGGACACCAAGAAGUUCUUGGAGAUGACUUUGGACAAGCCAUCAACAUUCACUCUAACUCGGAAUGGUGGCAACAAGAGCACAGUGGAGAUUCAAACGCGCUAUAUUCCGGUACAUGUUGUCCUGGAACCGCGCGAGAGCGUCAACAAUAUGGGCAUCCUUUCGGUCACCUUGUUGUACGGAGAUAAUAUCCGCGGCGUUGACCGUCGCGGUACAUCCGAUCCUUUCGUCGUCUUCAAGCUCAACGGACAGAGGGUCCAUAAAUCCGAGACGAAGAAAAAGACCCUUAAGCCUGAGUGGAACGAGAAUUUCAGUAUGAUGGUGACGUCUCGGGUGGACGCCCAAUUCAGUCUUGAGGUAUUCGACUGGAACCAGAUUGAGAACGACAGAACACUCGGGGAGGGAGCCGUUGACAUCACCAGCCUGGAGCCUUUUGUUGCAUCUGAAGUGUCAAUCCCCAUUGCCGAUGACAAGCAUGGAAAUUCUGGUGAGAUCAAGAUUCGACUGCUUUUCACUCCUCAAAUCAUUGCUCGUCAACGGCAACCUACGAGUACUUUUGGUGACGUUGGGAGAGCAAUGACGCGUGUUGGCACUAUGCCACUUGCCGGGGGACGUGCCAUUGUCACUGGUGUUGGGCAAGGGGUAACUGAAAUUGCUGGCAUUGCUGGGGGUGUCGUUGGAGUGGGCAGCGGCAUUGGGCAUGGCAUCAGCGACGUGGGGUCCGGGAUUGGUGCUGGAGUCAGCAAAGCGACCAACAUCUUUCGCCGAAAGGACAAGGACAACAGCAACGUAAUCACCGAAGAAGAAGUUGCACCUGCUAGCGCAGUCCCAGCCAGUAUGGCCGCGGCUCCCGUACUAGCCUCCGUGCUUGCUGGUCGAGAAGCUGUGGGUAUGGAUGGCCCUUCACAAACAGGAUAUCUCCGGGUCCGCAUCGUUAGCGCGAAGGGUCUGGCAGGCAGUGAUUCUCUCAAGCCUGAAGUGCAUUUGCGUGUCGCCGAGAAAGAGUUUAAAACAAAGCAUGCCAAGGGGACUUCACCAGAAUGGGACGAGACUUUUCCCUUCAUGAUCACCUCAGCUAUCAAGACAUUAAGCCUGACGGUGCUUGAUCACAGAACGAUCGGGAAAGAUAAGGAGCUGGCGGAAGCACAUGUAGAUAUCUGGUCCCAAAUAGCUACUGCCUCCACGGCCGAUACUUGGGUUGAACUCUCGCCUGAAGGCCAAUUGCAUGUACGGCUUGAAUUCUCACCUGGCAGCAGUCCAGGUGGUCAAACACCGCCACGAAAUAGCAUUUCCAUGAGCGGACUGAGUAAGGUACAGACACCGUCGAAAGGGAGUCCUUCACGGUUCAGUCUGAAGGGUUGAACAUUAAUUCUGUAACAAGCUGUUGUUCUUCAUUGUGCAUAUAUUUUUGGUUUGUUCUUGUUUUUUUCUUCACUCACGUAUAACAAAACUUAGCUUACCAGACGCGAUAUGGACAUCCGUAGCGUUCUUGAAUUCUGUUGUAGCUGUGUCCCAUAUAUGACUUCAUCAUUCUUGU
Dacryopinax primogenitus is the source of this 4885-nucleotide messenger RNA. Its product is annotated as tricalbin. Gene Ontology annotation, molecular function: lipid binding. The transcript is spliced from 13 exons. Bases 133 to 4710 code for a protein of 1525 amino acids. Lineage: Eukaryota; Fungi; Basidiomycota; Dacrymycetes; Dacrymycetales; Dacrymycetaceae. The record is from RefSeq and is a predicted model, not a curated record.